This is a messenger RNA of Astyanax mexicanus (Mexican tetra), 8759 nucleotides long. RefSeq names its product RPTOR independent companion of MTOR, complex 2 a (gene rictora). Lineage: Eukaryota; Metazoa; Chordata; Actinopteri; Characiformes; Acestrorhamphidae. The record is from RefSeq and is a predicted model, not a curated record. Bases 29 to 5164 code for a protein of 1711 amino acids. The transcript has 40 exons. Gene Ontology annotation, molecular function: protein serine/threonine kinase activator activity. Gene Ontology annotation, biological process: positive regulation of phosphatidylinositol 3-kinase/protein kinase B signal transduction; TORC2 signaling. Gene Ontology annotation, cellular component: TORC2 complex.
CGCGCGUGAUUCCCGCGCUGUCCGGAUCAUGGCGCUGAGCGUCCGCGGCCGCCCGAGCCGCAGUGCCCGGCUGAGAGGUCGGAAUGACAGCGGCGAGGAGAACGUUCCGCUGGACCUCAGCAGAGAACCCUCCGAGAACAUGAGGGAGAUCCUGCAGAACGUUUCUAAAUCACACGGGGUCUCCAACAUGAGGAAGCUGGGCCACCUCAACAACUUCAUUAAGCUGUUGAACAGUGUGGGUCAUCAUGAGGAGAAGUUUGGGUUUACUUAUGAGGAAAUAAUCAUCUGUCUGAGGCUGGCUCUGCUGAACGAGGUGAAGGAGGUUCGAGCUGCAGGUUUGAGGGCGUUCAGGUAUUUAAUUAGAGACAAGGCUGUCCUGCAGAAGCUCCUCCAGCUGCAGGUGGAUUACCUGAUCUCCAGGUGUAUAGAUAUCCAGCAGAGUAAUGAGGUGGAGAGGACGCAGGCACUCCGGUUGCUCCGAAAGAUAAUAGCGGUGGACGCUGCUCUCUUCCCCGGCUCGGUGACUAACUCUCUGGUUGCCGUGGGAAACGAUGGUUUGCACGAGGGCGACCGCAUGGUUCUGGCCUGUAACGCCAUUAUCUGUGAACUUGCGCUGAGGAACCCGGAGGUGGUGGCGGGUCGGGGGGGUCUCAGCACUCUGCUGAAGAACGUUCUGGACUCUCAGCAGAGCCGCAUCAACGAGGCUCUCAUUACCACUGUACUGCACCUGCUCAACCACCCACACACACGCCAAUACGUACGCUCAGACGUGGAGCUAGAGCAAAUUCUGGCUCCGUACACAGAUUUCCACUACAGACACAACCCAGACACAACAGAAGCUCAGCUGAAGAAGGAUCGCGAGGCUCGUUUUUUAGCCAGUAAAAUGGCCAUUGUUGCUUCCUUCCGCUCGUGGUCAGGUAUCAUUAACCUGUGUAAGGCGGGUAACUCAGGAAUCCAGUCUCUGAUUGGUCUGCUCUGUAUACCAAAUAUGGAAGUCAGGAAAGCCCUGUUGGAGGUGCUGUACGAAAUCUUCAGGCUGCCCGUUCCCAUGGUUACGACUGACUUUGAAGAAGCUCUUCAGAGCAUCGACCCCAGCAGGCUGCAGGACAGUUGGAGGCUGGGUGACGGGUUUGUUGCUGCCGAGGCCAAAGUCAUCCUUCCUCACAGAACCAGAUCACGGCCAGAUCUCAUGGAUAACUACUUGGCCCUGAUACUGUCCACCCUCAUUAAUAGCGGCCUCCUGGAGGGUCUGGUGGAGGUUGUGACGAGCAGUGAUGAUGAUCUCUCUGUGAGGGCCACCAUACUCCUAGGGGAGCUUCUGCACAUGGCCAGCUCGCUCCUCCCUCACUCCCACAGUCAUCACCUCCACUGUCUCCCGACCCUCAUCAACAUGGCGGCUUCCUUCGACAUCCCCCCUGAGAAACGGCUGCGAGCCAGUGCGGCGGUGAAUCAGCUGAAGCGUCUGCACGAGCUGAAGAAACGCAGCCCCAAACCACACAGCCUUUACCUCCAGCUCAUCCUGCAGCAGAGCUCCCACACACACACACACCGCUCACACAGAGACACACAAAGCUCCAAGGAUACUGAAGAUGCACUGAUAAUGAAUCUGAGGGACAGUCAGAUCCUCAACCACAAACAAAACCUGGACUGGAACUGGGUCCUCAUCUCUACUGUACUGAAGUGGCCGAACACGAACCUCAGGAACAACCGAGACGAACAAAUACACAAGUUUGUGCGCAGGUUGCUGUAUUUCUAUAAGCCCAGCAGUAAGCUGUACUGUGGUUUGGAUCUGGAGCAUCCUAAAGCCUCUCAGCUCACCACGGCCGGCUGCCUGCUGGUCCAGUUCCUGCUGGAGUCUGAGGAGGAGGGUCAGGUGUAUCUGGAGGAUCUGGUGAAGGACGUAGUUAAUUGGUUAAUCUCCUGUUCCGGGCUGAAGUCCGAGCGCAGUCUCCAGAGUAACGGGCUACUGAGCACGCUCAGUCAGCACUACUUCCUGUUCCUGGGUACGCUGUCAGCUCAGCCGCUGGGGGUGAAGACCAUGGAGAAGUGUGGAGUGUUUCAGUGUCUGUUAAGCCUGUGCUCUCUGAAGAACCAGGACGCUCUAUUAAAGCUGACCGUGUCCACGCUGGACUACAGCAGAGACGGACUGGCCCGGGUCAUUCUCUCCAAAAUCCUCACCGCCGGCUCUGACGUCUGCCGGCUGUACGCUACUAAGCACCUGCGGGUGCUGCUGAGGGCCAACGUGGAGUUCUUCAGUAACUGGGGCAUCGAGCUGCUGGCCAUCCAGCUCCACGACCUCAGCAAGGUCGUCUCCAUGGAGGCGCUGGACAUCCUGGACGAGGCCUGCGAGGAGAAGGCUAACCUGCAUGCACUUAUACACAUGAAACCUGCACUGACUCACCUGGGAGAUAAAGGACUACUGCUGCAGCUCAGAUUCCUGUCUAUUCCAAAAGGAUUCUCCUACCUGAAUGAGAGAGGAUACGUCAGCAAACAGCUGGAGAAAUGGAGUAAAGAGUAUAAUCUGAAGUAUGUGGACAUGGUGGAGGAGCUGAUGAAUGAAGCUCUGACUACGUAUCGUAAACCCGUCGACGGAGAUAACUACGUCCGCCGCACCAACCAGAGGUUACAGAGGCCGAACGUGUAUCUCCCGGUUCACCUGUACGGUCAGCUGGUGCACGAUAAGACCGGCUGUCUGCUGCUGGAGGCUCAGAACGUGGUUCCGGAUCUGAGCUACACGGUGCGUUCUCCGGUUCUAGAUACGUGUGAGGGAAUUAAACAGCUGAAGGCGGCGCUGUGGGCUCUGGGAAAUAUCGGCAGCUCUAACUGGGGAGUGAAUCUGCUGCAGGAGGAAAACAUAAUUUCAGAUAUCAUCACUUUAGCCCAACACUGUGAAGUGCUGUCUAUACGAGGGGUGUGUGUGUACGUGCUGGGGGUGAUCAGCCGGACUCGGCAGGGCAGUGAGGUUCUGAAGGUUCUGGGCUGGGACUCGGUUCGGCACGGGCGGAGGCAGCAGUGGCCGGUGGUGGAGGAACCGGAGGCGAGGCUACCGGGAGAACUGAGCUCCAUCCCGAGUACACUCAGCCUAAACUCAGAGUCCAACAGCUCCCAGAGAGAGAGCGAGAGCGAGAGCCAGCCCAGUCUGUAUUUCGUGGAUGAUGAGUGUGACGGGGUGGAGCGCUGUGAGGACGUGUCUCCGGUUGCACGUUCUAAACCAGUAAAGGACCGGAGUCCGUUCACCCUCCUGGCGUCGUCGCGCCUCGUCCGGAACCGGUUCCUGAACUCUCUCCCCCUGCCCAGCAUGAAGCCUCGCAGCACCAGCGACCCCAAACACAGCGGCGGGGGGAAGAAGUCCCCGGAGGAGCUGCAGCCGGGCGCCGUGCGGCGGAACCGCACCCUGACCGAACCCUCCAGCUACUCGCCGGGGCGCGCCGCACAGGGAGAGGUGUUCUACAACGGCAGCCGCUCGCCCCACAGCCCCGGCAUCAGCCUCGAGACCUCCUUCAUCAAUGCCAAGACCCUACAGGACGGAUACGCGGGGGGAGACGGGUCGGACACGGAGGUCAGAGCGUUUCCUAACUGCGUGAGAGGACUGGAGCUGGAGUUCAGGGGUCAGCGGAAGAUGAUGACCCUGGACGAAGUCUCUGAUGUGGAGAUCAAAGGGCAGCGGAAGGUGGUGACGGUGGAGGAAGGUCAGCGCGAGAGGAGGGCGUGCGACAGUUCGUCCACCGGGCUGCCAGGGGGCGCCGUGGCCUUAAAGAGCCGCAGCCAGAGCUUUAACACAGACACCACCACCAGCGGCAUCAGCUCCAUGAGCUCCUCGCCCUCCCGGGAGACUGCCUCCGCCGUCACCGUGGAUACAGACUGCGGCAGCAUCAGCACAGUGGUCAGCACCAGCGUGGGCAAGACUGAUACGGGCGGUGGCGUGUCUCUGGUUCCGCCGGGUUCUGCUCACACUCUGCCGCGGCGUGCGGUCUCUCUGCGUUCUCCAGCGUCGGUGAAGAGUCUGGUGGACUGCAGCGUGUUCAGCCCGCGGGACGCUCUGGGCUACGCUACGCUCAGACGCCUGCAGCAGCAGAGGAUCCACCCCUCCCUCUCCCACAGCGAGGCCCUCACCUCCCCCGCCAAGGACGUGCUGUUCACCGACGCCAUCACCAUGAAGACCCGCAGCCUGGACUCGCGGCUCCACGCCUCGCGCAGCAGAUUUCUGAAGGCUCUGAGCUUCGUGUCUCUGGAUAAGGAGGAUCUUCUGAGCCCCAUCAAUCACUCCACCCUGCACCGCUCCGCCUCCCUCCGCUCCAUGGUUUCUAGCGCCACCUACGGCUGCACUGACGAUUACAUCGGCGUCGCCCUGCCCGGCGACGUCACCGACCUCUUCCACAUUAACGAGAACUCUUACUUCCAGAAGAGGACGAGUCCACCAGUCGCGGAGAAAUCCGUGUUCUUCGGCGACUCUGACGGGUUGAUGGACAGCUGUCGAGCUGCUCUGAAGCAGAGGGUCAGUAUAACGGAGCUGUUGAGCAGUACCCGGUCUGAGCAGCGCCGCCUGCUGGGUGGAGAGGAGAGUACAGGCCUGCAGCAGCACAACAACCAGAACUGCCUGUACUGCAGCGCCAUGCUCACCCUGGGAGAACACACACACACUCCUCUCAACAACGUCUACCUGCGCACAGAUCUCUCUGACGGGUUCUCCCACUGGCAGCCCAAACCCUCUCACACACACCUGGAGGUUCUGACCCAGUCUAAGUUCUCCGGGGUCUCGGGCUGCAGCGACGCCGCCGUGAGUCAGGGGUCCACCAGCAGCACCCCCAGCACUGAGAUACUGCUGGGGGGUAAGGGGAUCUCGGAGGAUGGGCCGGCGUGUAGAGUGCUGUUGAGGAAGGAGAUUGUGCGUCUGGUCAUCAACCUGAGCUCAUCAGUCGGUAACAAAGGAAACGAAACGGGCCUGCUAACGAUAAAGGAGAAGUUCCCGUGUGCGUUUGAUGAUGCGUGUUUGUACUCGGAGGUUUCCUUCCUGCUCUCCAGCUGCCGCUUCCGCCUCGCCUCCCGCCGCUUCAUCCAGGAGCUCUUCCAGGACGUCCAGUUCAUUCCGCUCUACAAUCAGGCUGAAGCUGUUCUGUCCAAACCCGUCAGAGCGUCCCGAGACGAGACUCCCGCCGAGUCCUGAGGGGGGCGGGGCUUCUGUAUCCUCCACCUCCUCCCUUCUUCCACCCUCCCUCCAUCCAUCCAUCCCUCCAUCUCUCCUUCCAUCCCUCUGCUCCUCCCUUCCUCCUCUAAUGCAGAAGGAGAAGCCGGUGGAGGAGGUGAUGGUUCUGGUUUGAUGUUGGAGAGGGAGAAAGUGAUGAGAAAGUGGUGAAAACGACUUGAUUUAUAAUGUUUUUAAGACGGACUCAGAACCGGCGUCUACAGCGCCACCUGCUGGACUGCACUGACCUCCUGCAGGAGAAGCGCGUCACCAAAUAAAUACGGUGGAGCCUGAGAACCUCGGGAGCAGGACAUUUACAGCCAGAACUGAUGGAGAGAUUCUCUCUCUCUUUUUAAAGAUUUUCCUGGUAGAGGCAGCACUGUGCUCAGAGGGUUUCUGAGGUGUUCCAAAAGGGGUUCUCGAGGUGUUCCUCAGCCCUGAAGCUCUAAAACACUAAAUCUGAAGACGGUCAGAACUUCUGCACCUUUGAUCAAUGACUCUCAGCCGUCAGAACAGCAAUCGUCUUUACUUUUAUUUAUUUUUCUCUCUUUACGCGAGUGUGUGUGAGAGCGUGAGCUUCAAUCAGACAAUCAGGUGCGAGUGUUUUAUUUCACAGAAGUACGUUCAGUCCAAUACACACACUUUACACACACACACACACACACACACACACAUUCUGCAUGUUAUUCACAACCAAACUCAUCUGAUUUAAACACUACAGGCCAAAAGCUUUUUUAUUAUUAUUUUUGUAUAUUAUUAUUAUUAUUAAUAAUAAAAUCAUAUUUAUCAUAAAUUUUAGGUUAUUCAUUUGAAAAUGAGUUUCCCCAUCUGUAAACCCUCUUUCUUAGUUUCAAUACAUACCAUUUGGCUCCACCCACUCAUUCAGCCUACAGCAGUUUAGCUCCACCCAUUCAUUAUUUCAGCCUAUUACUGUUUAUUAGUUUAAAAUACAGAAAAAUAUUAUUUUUAUGUCUAUUUCCAAACUUUUGGCCUGUGGUGCAGCUACUGCUGGAUUUACACACACACACACACACACACACACACACACACACACACACACACACACACACACACAGACACAACACACACAGCUUCCUGAGGGUUUUGCACAUGUACAGUGUGAGUAGUGGGACGUCAGGCUGUAUAUUAAAUUAUUGAUUUAUUGUUGUUUGUUAAAGUGACAGCUCUUCCCCAAAUCACUGCUAGGCUCCGCCCUCUCGAGGUGGGUCAGCUCAGUAAACACUCGCAUCACCAGCGGUCUGAGGAUACCAGCCUCUCUACAGGUCUGAUUAUACACGAUCAGAUCAUUUAUAUAAACUGAAUAUCAGAUCUCUCUGUAACGGGAGAUUCAGAUUCAGUUCAUUUUGGUACGAUUCAGUUUAAUUCAGUUUUGUUUUUAUAAUAAUAAUAAUUAUAUAAUUGUAAUAGAGCUGUGUAUUAGCAAGAAUCUGGCGAUAUAAUACACAUAAUACAUUUACAGUUUAAUUUAUUGUUAUAUAGAGUAUAUUGUGAUUCUUUAAAUCAAAUUUAAGAAAUAAAAACAGUUGUAGUAUUUAUAAAAUCUGAAUAGGAAAAGAAAAGUUUAUUUUUUAUCCAAUCAGAACAGUGGGAUCUAAACACAGGGCGGAGUUUAAGCAACACUAAAUGAACCACGUCUGACACCAAUCUUUACUAAUAAUUAAAAAUCAGUAGUGUGUUUUUGUAUAUCGAUAAAUAUCGAUUUUUUAAAAUCACAUUUUCAUUGAAAAGCAAGGUAAACUGGUUAGGUUCUAAAAGUUAUGUAAUUAUCAAAAAAGUGUCUAAAUGAGUUAAAACCUGCAAUAAAUCAACAGAACGCUGCAGCUCAGUGAUGUGAAGCUCGGAUCUAAAUAAACAGCGCCCCCCUGUGGAGAGUCUUCAACCUGCUAAACGUGAGAUAAUCCUGUCUUUAGUUAAUCAGUUUGAUUAGUUCGGUUCUGUAUUUAAUCCGUUCAGAGUUUAUUAUUUAGGUAGUUAGCUUCAUGUUUGGUUAGCUGGCUAGUUGUUUAGCCGGUUUGCUGAUUAGUUUGUUAGUUAGUUGAUUAAAUAUUUAGAUAAUUGAGUUUAUGAAUAAUAACUAUCUUUGUAAUAAAGUAACUUUCUAUCUCAGUUGCUCAUUGAAUAGCUGGUUAGUUUCUCACACAGUAAAUUAGCGGCUAGUUUAGUAGUGAAUUAGCUGUGUUGAGUAGCUAACCGUAUAAAUAGGAAGCUAGAUGUUUAGUUAGUUACUCAGUGUAGUUAAGUGUGGGUUGUUUAGUGUGAUAGUUAAUUUAGUUAAAUUUAGUUAAUUUAGUUAGUUUGGGUGUUUGAUUAGUUAUUUAGCUCUUUGAUUAUGUAGCUGUGGUUUUAGUUAGCCGUUUUUCUUGUCAGUUAGCGAGGUAAUAAAUUAGUUAGCUAGUUUUUUAGGUAAUUAGCCAGUUAAUAAAGCAGUUAUUAUUCUGCUAAACGCUCUGCUGAAGAUGAAGGUGAUGAUGAUGAUGAUCAGAUGAUCAGACCUGUAGAGCUGCUCCAUCACUGAACCUCUGCUGUGUUUUUACUGCUUUACUGAAAAACAACAGAAUUAUCAGAUUCUAACAGAGACCUGGUUUCCUCAAACUGCUGCUGCUAAUGGAGUGUGUGCGCGUGUGCGUGCGUGUAUAUAAUGUGUGUGUGUGGGAGAUGAUAUUAAGAAAUACUCCGUAAUAGCCCACUCUGUUCCUCACUGUGUCUAAAGGAUGAGAUCAGACCAAAUCCGAUUUCUAUCAUAUGGAUAUUUGUGGAUGUUAAAAAGUCCACAGCAACCCAUAUACAGAUACCACAGAAACCCAUGCAGUUACCAAAGCAACCCACCCAGACACCACAGCAACCCAUACAGAUACUACAACACAUAUUAAUACCACAGCAACCCACACACAGAUACCACAGCAUCUCACACAGACACCACAGUAACAGUGUGGACAGUGAUCUGAUCUGAGGAACUGAUCCGGUUUACCUGCAGUCUGAACACAGGCUGAUCUGAAUGAGCGACCUGAGAGGGUGCACUGUGAGAUGGUGGUCAGCAGGGGGCGCAGCAGGCUGUUUGAGCGCAGGUAGACGCUGACAGUGUGGAUCUGUGUUGUAGAGUGGGACUGUGGGUAAUGUAGUGUUUGCUGAAAGUGGGAGGAGUUUCACUGCCAGGCUUUAAUCCUGUUUUAGAUUAAUUGCAUGAGAACUUCAGACUGAUGGGAGGACUAUUUUUCUACUGUGUGUGUAUAUGUGUUUGUGUGUGUGUGUGUUUUGCACCUUGUAUGAAAGCGGUGAGGUAAAAGAUAUUUAUAUUUUUCCUAAAGCUAAUGCACACUGUAAUAUAGAGCAGACUGACCUGAAUGCUAAUUACCCCUGUGUAGAGAGAGAGGGUGUGUGUGUGUGUGUGUGUGUGUGUGUGUGUGUGUGUGUGUGUGUGUGUGUGUGUGCGUACGUACAGACUGUGUACAGUGUGCUUUGGGGAGCAGUAAGAAAAAUACAGUCUCGUCAAAGGGAGUAUUAUUAUUAUUAUUAUUAUUAUUAUUAUUAUUAUUAAAGAAGGAAAUUGUUGAUCCCA